AUGAGGACGAUGAAGAAAAUUGCGAUUUCAACAGAAAAGGCUAGGGCUGAUGAUGAUAAUGGUUGCAAGUCUUUAGCAGCGAGGCUUGUCCAGGCGAAGAAACAAUCGGCUCCACCAAUGAGACUUUCUCAAAACCCUAAAUCUCUGAUUAAGAAAAACCUGAAGAAGAAGCCUCAUGACAAGUUUUGCAAGUCUGUUUCAAUAAGGCCUCUAGAGAUAACGAAGAAGAAGCAGUCUAUUCCUGAAGUUACUGGAAACCCUAAAUUUGUGCCAGCCGUGAUGAAUAAGAAGGAUAAGGAUACGUUGGAGCUGUUCGAAAUAGCCAAGAAAUCAGCGGAUGUGGCCAACGCGAAGGGACUUCUCGCGGCUAAAGCAGAGACGUCAAUCUGUGUAGAUACUCUCUUGUUGCUCAUCGAUCUCCCCACAAUCAGCGCAACAGCUCCUGAAACGAGGAAAAUCAUGGAGAGGCUUGGGCAUCUCACACGGCACAAAGACAGGAAAAUCUGCACUUCCGCAUCUGCCCUUUUACAACAUUGGAGUCAGAGCAUCAGAGAUCAACAACGCUUAUGA
Molecule: messenger RNA, 570 nt
Organism: Eruca vesicaria subsp. sativa (arugula)
Lineage: Eukaryota; Viridiplantae; Streptophyta; Magnoliopsida; Brassicales; Brassicaceae
Source: the annotation of a GenBank genome assembly